CCAGCAACGAUUUCAAUCCACCCUCCAAAAAUGUCAAUUUCAAAGUCCGAGGUCAUCCAUGGUCAAUGCGGUACGGCCAGCCAGAACCAUAUAGAUCGCAGCAAGCAUCACCAUGAUCGCGUAGUAGACUAUCUUGUCUCGCAGUCUGAAAGCGGCGACUGCGUUCACUUUCUGAACAGAGACAUUCCGCUAAGUCUCCUGAAUGACGACAUCUAUGAAGAUGCCUGGCGAUAUCUUGGAAAGCAAUGUGUCAGUACGUUGGCCCAGGGCAUUGCUCCUGAUGCCAUCGUGAUUGCGGAGAAAGCAAUGCCGCUGCCUGGAGGUUCAAAAUGCCACCCGUAGGCUCGAAAUAUGCGCCUCCUUCUUACUCUCUGCUAACUUGUGGCAGAUAUACGUGUCAGGGUAGCAACCUGAAUAAUUCGACGACAAAUGGAUGCGGAUGCUCACAAUCAGUGGCGCAGCCUCAAAAAGCCACUUUUGACGAAAUCGAUCGCGGCUUCCUACGCUUCUCUCGACUAGACUUAUCCGAUGCUCGAGAGCUCACUGCAGGACCGGCGCUCCUAGUGACUGGCCCUGAGCUGGAGCAAGACAGGGCUUCGUAUACACGAAAUAAUCCGCUGUACUUGGAAACUCGCAUGAGAUCAGACGGACUUUAUGUCUGCCCUUGGAAUGGCCGCCCUGACUGCAGUCACCUUGCGACAUCAUCUUUUGAAGCCUCGCGUUCAUACAUCGACGAUCACUUGACCGAAGACCAAAUACCUAGAGCCUAAGAUGACAUGCCAAGCGUUGGAAAGCCAUGCUGUGCCCGGAUUGCCACAUAUUCGUAAACAAGCUUCUCCUCUUUUGCUCGACCUGUAUGUUAGCCAGAAGCGCGAUGAAUCUUUGAUAGCACAUGUUCAUUUACUCUUCCUCGUCAUCGUCGACAGAGUGAAUGCAAAUAGCUUGCAGCUGAUCAUCCCGACAUUCUCAGUCUCGAACCAAGUGUCAUCUUCCAAAAUUCAUACAUCCACUGACACCAUACAUGGACUGUCGUUAUGAACCGCUAUUCCAGUGUCAACCGGUAUUAGCAAGUCAC
This is a messenger RNA of Colletotrichum godetiae, 1075 nucleotides long. RefSeq lists its product as uncharacterized. The transcript is spliced from 2 exons. Bases 330 to 770 code for a protein of 146 amino acids. NCBI's taxonomy places the organism in Eukaryota, Fungi, Ascomycota, Sordariomycetes, Glomerellales, Glomerellaceae. The record is from RefSeq and is a predicted model, not a curated record.